GUAACUAUGUUUGGAUUUCUUUUCUUUGUGUUAAUCACCCCUGGAGCCAGUGAAUUUCUUUGUACAUCAUCAGAUCUGGACUUGUCAUAUACUUUUUGUGAUUCUACACCUCACAUUUUCAUGUUUAAUGUGACACCUUGCACCAUGGCAAACAAGCCCAUCUGGAAGACUGCAGUUACCUGGAUUCCACGGAAUGACAUCACCUUUCUGAAGACCAUCUUCAAUGUCUGGUAUGAUGGAGCCAAAGCAUUACACUGGAGACAAGUCCUGUGCAGCGGAGCUGAUGAUGUAUACUCAAUAUGUGGAGCACUGAAAGGGGAAACAAUUGAGGCAACAUUCGACAUCAAAGGGUCACGAAUAUCAUUCCCAAAGGGCAACUACAGCAUUAUUUUAGAAGGAUUCUCUGAUGACUCUGAGAAGGAUAUGGUCAUGUGCUUAAAUAUCACCAUGAGAGUCAAACAAGACACUUUCUGAAGGCAGCAAACAUUUCCAACAAUCCCAGGACACAGAGGUCACUUCUGCAAGCAACUGGAAUCCAGACAGCAAAAUAAGAAGCACACUAAUUGUCCUGAGGUAGAAUCCAUCAUGUACUGCCUAGAAUGCUACCUGAUGGAUAGUCUUAGCCAUUUAUAGCCCUGCUGUAAUGAGAUGCUCAGGCAAUGUGCUGAAAGUCUCUGUGAAUCAGGCACCCUGAUUAAUCCAGAGUAGCUCUGAGUGAAUGUCAGGCUGAGGACUGCAUUUUGGUGCUGUGUCUUGAGUUAUGAACAAGCCAAGUCCUUCUGGCUGUGCUGCAUGCAUCCAAGAAACUUUGAAGCUUGGAAGUGCAAGAACCAGAAGUUCACCACAACUCAAUUUGAAAAGACCCAGCAGUUGACUCUGGGGACCUUGCUGUAAGUGCUGAAACAAUAAAAGUUGU
Pogoniulus pusillus (Red-fronted tinkerbird) is the source of this 916-nucleotide messenger RNA. It is a transcript of the gene LY96, whose product is annotated as lymphocyte antigen 96. Gene Ontology annotation, molecular function: lipopolysaccharide immune receptor activity; lipopolysaccharide binding; Toll-like receptor 4 binding. The record is from RefSeq and is a predicted model, not a curated record. Gene Ontology annotation, biological process: detection of lipopolysaccharide; cellular response to lipopolysaccharide; toll-like receptor 4 signaling pathway. Gene Ontology annotation, cellular component: lipopolysaccharide receptor complex. The transcript is spliced from 5 exons. Lineage: Eukaryota; Metazoa; Chordata; Aves; Piciformes; Lybiidae. Bases 7 to 474 code for a protein of 155 amino acids.